GUGUGUGUGGCUGUUGUGGAGCACUGCGGCCCCGUUACAAGAGACUUGUUGACAAUAUCUUCCCAGAGGAUCCAGAGGAUGGGCUGGUAAAAACCAACAUGGAGAAGCUGACCUUCUAUGCCCUCUCUGCUCCAGAGAAGCUGGAUCGCAUUGGAGCUUACCUGUCAGAGAAACUAAUCAGAGAUGUGGGCAGGCACCGAUACGGGUAUGUGUGUAUUGCGAUGGAAGCGUUGGAUCAGCUAUUAAUGGCCUGCCACUGCCAGAGCAUCAAUCUCUUUGUGGAAAGUUUCUUGAAGAUGGUGGCCAAGCUGUUGGAAUCUGAAAAGCCUGACCUUCAAAUCCUUGGCACCAAUUCGUUUGUGAAGUUUGCAAACAUUGAAGAAGACACUCCAUCUUAUCACAGGAGCUAUGACUUUUUUGUCUCCCGCUUCAGUGAAAUGUGCCACUCCAGCCAUGAUGACAUGGAGAUCCGGACAAAGAUCCGAAUGUCUGGCAUCAAAGGACUACAGGGUGUGGUUCGGAAAACAGUUAAUGAUGAGUUACAGGCAAACAUCUGGGACCCUCAACAUAUGGACAAGAUUGUGCCUUCAUUGCUCUUCAACCUUCAGCAUGCAGAGGAAGCAGAAAGCCGUUCUCCCUCACCCUUGCAAACAGCUGAGAAGGAGAAAGAGAACCCAGCAGAGCUGGCUGAACGAUGUUUGCGGGAGCUCCUGGGUCGGGCAGCCUAUGGCAAUAUCAAAAACGCAAUCAAGCCUGUCCUCAUCCACUUAGAUAACCACUCUCUUUGGGAACCAAAUACCUUUGCAAUCCGUUGCUUUAAGAUCAUCAUGUACUCCAUUCAGCCACAGCAUUCGCAUUUGGUGAUUCAGCAGCUCCUGAGCCAUUUGGAUGCCAACAGCAAAAGUGCUGCCACUGUGCGGGCAGGGAUAGUUGAGGUCCUCUCAGAAGCAGCCAUCAUUGCAGCCUCUGGAUCUGUUGGACCAACUGUGCUGGAGGUGUUCAAUACCCUUCUAAGGCAGCUGCGGCUGAGUAUCGAUUAUGCCUUGACGGGUAGCUAUGAUUGUGCCAUUGCUGGUGGCUCCAAGAUCAUUAAGGAGCAUGAAGAAAGAAUGUUCCAAGAGGCCAUAAUCAAGACCACAGGUUCUUUUGCCAGUACUCUGCCCACCUAUCAGAGGUCGGAGGUCAUGCUGUUUAUCAUGAGCAAAGUUCCGCUUCCUUCUCUGCAUCACCCUGUAGACAUGGGCAAAGCUGGGGAGAACAGGAAUCGAUUGACGCAGAUCAUGUUGCUAAAAUCUCUCCUACAGGUUUCCACUGGUUUCCAGUGCAGUAACAUGCUCACAGCCCUUCCCAGCUCCUUCCUGGACAGGCUCUUAUCAGCUACAUUAAUGGAGGAUGCAGAGAUUCGCCUUUUUGUUCUGCAGAUUCUCAUCAGCUUCAUUGACCGCCAUGGGAAUAAGCACAAAUUCCAGACAAUCAGCACUAUCAGUGAUAUCUCCAUCCUGAAGCUGAAAGUGGACAAAUGUUCACGUCAAGAUACUGUCUUCAUGAAAAAGCACUCCCAGCAGCUGUAUCGACACAUGUAUUUCACUUGCAAGGAAGACAAUAAUGGUCGUACUCACUAUGAGGCUGUCUACAGUCUACUGGCACUCAUCAGCAUUGAACUGGCCAAUGAAGAGGUGGUAGUGGACCUCAUCCGGUUGGUUUUGGCCAUUCAGGAACUGGCCCAGGUGAACGAGGAUAACCUGCCGUUGUACAGCCGCUGUGCCCUGUAUGCCCUUGGAGCUGCCUACCUGAACCUGAUCAGCCAACUGACCACUGUGCCUGCCUUUUGCCAGCAUAUUCAUGAGGUUAUAGAGAUGAGGAAAAAGGAGGCUCCCUACUUGCUCCCUGAAGGUGUCUUUGUAGAGAAGCCCAGGCUGUCACGGAAUCUGGAUCACCUUGGCCCCGAGAUCCUGUUCCGGCAGAGCAAGAUCAGCGAAGUGCUGGGAGGGAGUGGCUACAAUUCAGAUAGGCUCAGCACACCUUACAUCCCUCAGCUGACAGCUCUGGUUCUUCAAGAAUAA
Molecule: messenger RNA, 2063 nt
Organism: Notechis scutatus (mainland tiger snake)
Lineage: Eukaryota; Metazoa; Chordata; Lepidosauria; Squamata; Elapidae
Source: RefSeq, a predicted model, not a curated record